Molecule: messenger RNA, 1542 nt
Organism: Lineus longissimus
Lineage: Eukaryota; Metazoa; Nemertea; Pilidiophora; Heteronemertea; Lineidae
Product: thyrotropin-releasing hormone-degrading ectoenzyme-like
Exons: 7
Coding region: 334-651 (105 amino acids)
Biological process (GO): peptide catabolic process; proteolysis
Cellular component (GO): cytoplasm
Molecular function (GO): metalloaminopeptidase activity; zinc ion binding; peptide binding
Source: RefSeq, a predicted model, not a curated record
UGAGCUCAACUUUCCAAAGAAUAAGCUGUUUUCUAGUGUGAAUAACUUCAGUGGCAUGCUAUAACCUGCAGUGUGUGAUUGGCUAUAAAUGUCCAUGUCUUUAUCUCUCAAAAUCUCCACAGUUUCUUCUAUAAUAUAACUUUGACACUUUUUUUCAGUUUGACGAAUUUGUCACAGACACUUUGCAGCCCGCUUUAAACUUGGACAGUUUGAGUAACUCCCACCCAAUCAGCGUACCGGUGAAGAAUCCUAGCCAAAUCAACGAGAUAUUCGACGCAAUAUCGUACAAAAAGAUACACGUGGCAUAUUCCGCUGACCUACAUCACCGAUUCCAUGUCAACAAAGGAUCAGAUCUGGAUGCAUCGUGGACCAGGAGCGAUAGGCCUACCCAAAGCCUGGAAGUGGUACAAGGCAAACGUCAACCAGUCAGGGUUCUACCGUGUGAAUUACCCCCAAGAAAACUGGAAUGCUCUGAUCAAACAGUUGAAGGAGUAUCAUAACAAAUUGUCUGCCUCUGAUAGGGUGGGGCUGGUAGAUGAUGCAUUUGCUUUAGCACGAGCUGGGAACAUUACGCAGGUCACGGCACUCGAACUGACCAAGUAUCUGGAGAACGAGGAAGGAUACACACCUGGAAGGAUCGGAGAUAUUUGAAUAUUACACUAAAUAUCUUCAGAAUCUUAUGAAGAAGCAGAUUCGUGUACUCGGUUGGGAGGACAAGGGAUCACACCUACAGAAAUACCUCCGCUCUCUUCUGCUUUACUCGGCCGUGAGAACUGGGGAUACGGAUAUCGCACAAAAGGGACGAGAGUUGUUUAGGCAGUGGAUGGAGAAUGGUACAAAGAUCUCACCAAAUUUAAGGUCGACCGUCUACCGAGCGGGGGUCCAGUACGGAGGAGAAAAAGAAUGGAAUUACUGUUAUCAUAUUUUUAGCACGACCGUCAUUCCGGUUGAAAAGUCUCAGAUGCGGCAAGCACUGUCUAUGACGAGGGAUGCUACUCUUUUGAUAGGUUAUUACGGAUGAGUCUCGAGCCAGACAAGAUAAAACCUCAAGAUACGACCGGCGUUAUAAUGUCCAUCGCACAUCACUCAUUUUGAAAAGGCCGUGGCUAUUCGUACCGUGACGGUGUGAAUUCUGGAAAGGUCGUGGCUAUUCGUACCGUGACGGUGUGAAUACGACGGUGGUUAUGAUUGGCCGUACCGUCACGGUGCGAAUUAUUCAUUCAGCAGUGAUUGGUCGAACCGCGACGGGGCGAAUUACUGUACAGUUAAAAAUAGAUCACACCGUUACGGUGAGAGAAAGGUACCGUACCGUGAUGGUGCGAAUAAUACGGAGUGAAUAAAUAGAUCGCACCGUGGUGACAUGGGUGAUGGUAGGUAAGGAAAGUAGGCCUAAUUCAUGAUUGAGGUGGUGUUUGUUUGUGACGAGUGUUGGAAGUGCCUUUAGUCCUGGCUCUGGGUGUGGGUAGGAUCCUUGACUUCCAGCCAGGCCAGCCGGCCCUGUCAGAAGCAGCAUCACACAAGAUGUUAUAGCCAUAGGAGCCA